GUCCAGUUCUUUUCAUACUAGAUCGUUAUUCUUUAGUUGCUUAAUCUCCGAUCAGUUUCUGCCUGUAGAUGUCGCGAACACGGAAAACAUCGAGUGCAACGAUUGUAGAGCGGGACGCGGUUUCGUCCGGCAUUCGUAAGACCCUGCACGCUGCGCUAUCCAGCGGGGAUUUAAGCGAUGUACAGUUGGCCGUCGGGCAUGAUUACGGGCCUGCCAAGCUCUUUCCAGCGCACAAAACUAUUCUGAGCAUGUGCAGUCCGGUUUUUCGGGCCAUGUUCUAUGGCAGUUUGCCCGAGAAUUGCGAUCGUCCCAUUGACGUUCCUGAUGUUCAUCCGGAAGCCUUUGCCAAUAUGCUCAGCUAUUUGUACUCUGAUCGCGUUGAUCUCAAUCAGGAGAACGUGUUAUCGACGCUAUAUUGCGCCGACAGAUACGAUUUGCCGUUGUUGGUCGACGUCUGCUCUCACUUUGUCGUCAGCGACCUCGAUGCAAGCAGCUGUCUAAAGUAUUUGGACUUGACGGUUAAACUGCAUGUUGAGUCCGUCGUGGAGCCCUGCUUAAUGAUAAUAGACGCGCAUACCGAAACCGUUCUGCUCCUGGAACCAUUCAGCCUGCUGGACAAGGAAACACUGAAGCUAAUUCUGCAGCGCGACACUCUACAGGCAUCGGAAACCGACAUUUAUAUGGCAGUCGAAAGGUGGGCGGCAGCUGCCUGCGGCCGUAACAACGAGGAGCCAACGGCCACCAACCGGCGUAGAAUGUUAGACGAACUAUUGUUCCUCGUGCGAUUUCCGUUAAUGAGCGAUAAGGAAUUGCUGGAUGGGCCCGCUGCGAGUGGGCUGCUACUGCCACCCGAAUUAUGGGACCUUUACCAGUGCAAAUACGCAACAACGCAACCGGCAAUUCCAUUUUCUGCGCAUCCCCGACGAGGUGCGAGUCGUACUGGGCUGACGCAUUUGCCGGAUCAGAGUCUGUCGGUACUUGUAACGGUUGUACUGCGACGUGGAAGCGACGGGUCUCUAGGAUUCACCACUGGAACGGGGAAUCUGACGGGACGCUACGGAUCGUUUGCUGAAGAUCAUCUCAUUUUUUUGCAAAAGAUUAUAGCCGGAGGAAGCGCUUACCAAGAUGGUCGCUUGCAGCACGGCGAUCGCAUUUUCCGGGUGAACGGGGAGGAAGUGGUCAGUUAUGACCACGCGAUCAAUAUGAUACGCAACACCGGAAACUUCGUGGUUUUAGACAUUCUCCGUGACAAUCCCUUGUGUUUUUCUAAUCAUUAACAUCUCCAUGAAGACAGUGAAUGGCUAAUUGUUUCUCAGUUCUUCUUAAUUUCAUCGUCGGGAAAUCGGAGCUGAAAGAAUGUGUUACCAGUUAUUAUACGAACUGUUUUCAGUAUCUCCAAACGGGAACAACAAGCAGUUUCUAUCUA
Messenger RNA from Paramacrobiotus metropolitanus, 1426 nucleotides. RefSeq names its product BTB/POZ domain-containing protein 6-B-like. The record is from RefSeq and is a predicted model, not a curated record. The transcript has 9 exons. Gene Ontology annotation, molecular function: protein binding. The coding region runs from base 69 to 1277 and encodes 402 amino acids. NCBI's taxonomy places the organism in Eukaryota, Metazoa, Tardigrada, Eutardigrada, Parachela, Macrobiotidae.